AUGGACGGCACAAUGCCCACGCAGACUUUGGCAGAAAAGCUGGACAAGAUCAAGUCCCCUGGCUUGCAAAGCCAACAACGGACUGUCGUCGUCCUACAAGCCGUCGAGUCCACCCUCAAGGAGCAGAAUACUGCCCCGACCCCAACGGCUUACUUUGCCGCCCUGUUGGCCCUACUUCAGCAAGCAAAUAGCAAUGGAGGAGUAAAGGCCGAACUGGCCACCCCGGUGGUCUACCUCUUGGACGUGGUGACGCCUUUCGCUCCGCAAGCACUGCUUCGAUCCAAGUUCACCCAGAUCCUCACCCUUCUCGCGCCCGUGUUGCUAAUGCAAGAUGCCGAAGCUAUCCUGCUCAGAACCUCCAUUGGGUGUUUGGAAUCACUGCUUCUUGCGCAGGAUGCGCCGUCUUGGGAGCUCUCCGUAUCGCAAAUCGGACCGCGCCGCGCCGUCGCUGGCCUGCUCAACCUCUCUCUUGACCACCGACCCAAGAUUCGGAAGCGGGCCCAGGAUGCUCUGAAGAGAGUCCUCAAGAACCCGCCCCCAAGUCCUUCGCUGGACCAUCCCGCCGCCGACAUGUGCGCUCAAACUGCCCUGAAAAACUUGGAGGAUCUAGCGGCCAAGGCCGCCGAGGCACGCAAAAGCAAGAAAUCAGCCGACUCUACCCACGACCCUGCUUUGAUCCAUGCGCUUCAGUUGGUCAAGACGGUGGCGGCAGCCAGCGGCGGCUGGCCCAGCACCAAGAUUGAGUCUCUGUGCGAGUUGCUCCUCGGCAUUGCCAAGACUGGGAACGAGUACAUGACCAUGGCCGGUUUCGAAAUCUUUGAGCUGAUCUUUGAAGGCAUGAGCGAGCAAGUCUCGUCGUCCAAGCUGCCGCGCCUUAUGGAAAUCAUAUCGGAAUUGCGGCCAGCUGCCAACGACACGCAGCUUGUUCCGCCCUGGCUCGCAAUCCUCUCCAGAGGUUUCGACGUCUCGGCCCAGAUUGAGCCCGACGACACGUUCCUCAAGCUUCCGGAAUUGUUCGUCAUGGUUUCUCAGUUCCUCCAGUCUCAAUCAGAAAACAUUCGAAUCUCAGCCUCAGAGUGCCUCGUCUCCUUCAUGGCCAACUGCAUCCCCCAGCAGGUGAUUCUCGGACCGUCAAUCUACGAAGAAAAGAUACUGGACAAAAUCGCCAAAACGGCCGAGUCUCUCCUCACUGUUCAGUACCAAGCCGCGUGGCUGCAAACCUUCAACGUGCUGGGCGCCAUGUUCACCUCUUUGCGGUGGCAAUCCUACCCCAGAAUGAUGAACGUGACCAAGAUCAUUGGCGAGAUCCGAGAGAACUCGUCGUUUCGCAACAAGAAGGAAGCGGACGAAAUCCUUGGCCAGGCUGUGCAAGCCAUGGGCCCCGAAGCCGUGCUCACCGCCCUUCCGCUAAACAUUCUCCAGCCAGCAAAGGGUCAGGCUGGACGAGCAUGGAUGUUUCCCAUCCUGAGAGACUACGUCAGCAACACCGACCUGGACCACUUCAAGGCCGAAAUGGUCCCCCUCAGCAAACUCUUGUUUCAAAAGGUCUUGGACCACGGCUCUGCCGACAAGACCGUGGAAGUCAAAAUCUACGAAACUCUCGUGCAGCAAAUCUGGGCCACUCUCCCGGGAUACUGCGACCUUCCCCUAGAUGUCGCGGAGGCGUUUGAUCAGGGCUUCGCCGAAAUGCUGGCCAACCUCCUGUACCGGCAGGUCGAGCUCCGGCUGGACAUUUGCCGAGCUCUCAAGACCUUGGUUGAGUCUAACCAGGCCAUCGCGAGCAUCGGAGACGGCGAAGAGGACUUUUUGCUCCAGAGCCGAGUGUCCCGGGAUACCGCGCAGAAAAAUCUCGUCUACUUGGGCCAGUAUGCCGGCAACAUGCUCGCCGUACUCUUCAACGUGUACACCCAGACCCUCCCGCAAAGCAGGGGUCCCAUGCUCCAAACCGUGAACGCCUUCCUCAGCAUCACUCCUCCUCAAGAGGUCAACGAGACGUUUGACCGGGUAAGCAAGAUGCUAGCUUCCGAGCUUGAAAACGGCCAGAAGCCAGAGGCAAAGGCAAAGGAGCAGAAGCCAAAGGACCAAAUGCCUUCCACCGCACAGACCCUGAUGGAUCUCGUCAUCACCAUGUCUGCCUACCUGCCCCGAGACAGCUUCGGCGCCUUGUUCGAAAUCGCCAGCGUCAUCAUCUACAGGCAAGACGAGCCGCAGCUGCAGAAGAAGGCUUACAAGCUUAUCCCCCGUCUGGCCACGUCCGAACUUGGCAAGGCCGCGCUCCGGGAGAGAAACACGCAGCUUCAGCAACUCCUCCUGUCCAGCGCCGACAAGGUCUCCUCCCCGGCCAGACGGGAGAGACUGGCCGCUAUUGCCGCCCUCCUGCCUUUCAUCUCCAAUGACUCUCUGCACUUCAUCCCCGCCGUGCUCAGCGAAGUAGUCAUCUGCUGCAAGGAGAACAACGAGCGCGCCCGGGAGACCGCGUACGACCUCCUCGUCCAGAUGGGCCGGCGCAUGGUGGAUGCCGACGGCGCCAGGAUCGACAACGCAAAGGUCCCUCACAUGCCCGGCGACGCGCCUGCCGGAACUGCCAACGUCGAGGAGUACUUGACCAUGGUCAGCGCCGGGCUCGCCGGCAGCACGCCGCACAUGAUUUCCGCCUCCAUCACGGCCAUCAGCCGUCUGCUGUACGAGUUCCGCUCGUCGCUCAGCGACCAGACGCUGUCUGACCUCGUGCAGACCAUGGACCUGUUUCUGACGUCGAACAAUCGCGAAAUCGUCAAAAGCUGCCUGGGAUUCGUCAAGGUCUGCGUCAUCAGCCUGCCUGUCGAGCUCAUGACCCCGCGCCUCUCGACCCUGGUUCCCAACCUGAUUGUCUGGAGCCACGAGCACAAAGGCCACUUCAAGGCCAAGGUCAAGCACAUCCUGGAGCGCAUGGUCCGCCGCUUCGGCUACGACCUUGUCCACAAGACCUGCCCCGAAGCCGACAGAAAACUCAUCAUCAACAUCCGCAAGACCAAGGAGCGCACAAAGAAGAAGAAGGAGGCAUCCAAAGCGGCCGGCGACGCAGACGACGACGACGACAACAACAACAGCGACGACGACGACGACGACGACAACGACGACGGCCGGCCAGGAAAGCGACAGUACGAGAACGAGUACGACCAAGCCCUCUACAGCAGCGACUCGGACGAAUCCGCCGGCUCGGGCGACGAAGGCGCCGGCGCCCGACCCAAGAAGAAGUCGUCACAGCACAAGGGCAGCAAAACCUACAUCAUCGAGGACGGCGACGAGCCCCUCGACCUCCUCGACAAAAAGGCCCUCGCCAACAUCUCGUCCACCAAGCCCAGCAGACUCCGCAAACCGACCAGGACAAAGGCCAAGGUCGACCUCGACGGCAAACUCAUCCUCGGCCAGGACAGCGACGACGGCGAGCCCGCCGGCGCCGGCGCCCCGGACGGCAUGGACAUUGACAAGGCCGAGCCCUCUGGCGUGGGCGCCUACGUCGCCGCCCUCAAGGGCAAGGACGCCGCCAAGCGCGGACGCGGCGGCAAGCUCAAGUUCUCCAACAGGAGAAGCAAGCACGGCGACGCGGACGAAAUGGACGACGACGACGCCGCGGCCAUCAAGAGCAAGCUCGGCCCGGCAAGGGGGUCCGGCGACAGGGGCAAGACCCGCGCAAGGGGGGUUUCUCGCGGCGGCCGCGGCGGUUUCGGGGGGCCGCGCAGCGGCAAGGGCGGCAUCGCCGCGGGCAGGAGAGGCUUGGGCGUGGAGAAGAAGAAGCACGGGGCGCCUGGCCAGGGCGUGGGCAAGGCAAGAACAGGGAGGAACUAG
Ustilaginoidea virens is the source of this 3828-nucleotide messenger RNA. RefSeq lists its product as uncharacterized. The transcript has 2 exons. NCBI's taxonomy places the organism in Eukaryota, Fungi, Ascomycota, Sordariomycetes, Hypocreales, Clavicipitaceae. The record is from RefSeq and is a predicted model, not a curated record. The coding region runs from base 1 to 3828 and encodes 1275 amino acids.